Salvia miltiorrhiza (redroot sage) is the source of this 1640-nucleotide messenger RNA. Its product is annotated as cytochrome P450 CYP94D108. NCBI's taxonomy places the organism in Eukaryota, Viridiplantae, Streptophyta, Magnoliopsida, Lamiales, Lamiaceae. Gene Ontology annotation, molecular function: heme binding; monooxygenase activity; oxidoreductase activity, acting on paired donors, with incorporation or reduction of molecular oxygen. The record is from RefSeq and is a predicted model, not a curated record. Bases 77 to 1582 code for a protein of 501 amino acids. The transcript has a single exon.
AGACUACAUCCCACCACACAACAACACAAUCUACAGUUAUCAUCCAUAUACAUUCCAUCUCCAACCAAAACCAACAAUGGCGAUCCUCUAUCUGCUAACCAUCCUCCUCCUCUCUCUCUCCCUCUGCUCCCUCUUCCUCCGCCGCAAAUCCAACAAAACCGCCCCUCACGGUUACAAGCUUUACCCUGUCGUCGGCACCCUCCCGGACUUCAUCCUCAACCGCCACCGCUUCUACGACUGGAACACCGAAACCCUAGCCCGCUGCCCCACCAACACGUCCGUCUUCCGCCGCCCGGGCAAGGUCCACGGCGUCAUCACCGCCAACCCCCAAAUCGUCGAGCACAUGCUCAAAACCAACUUCGACAACUAUCCCAAAGGCGCCCGCUUCAUCUCCCUCCUCCAGGACUUCCUUGGCGCCGGCAUCUUCAACGCCGACGCCGAGCUCUGGAUAAUGCAGCGCAAGACCGCCAGCUACGAGUUCAACACCAAAUCCCUCCGUAACUUCGCCAUGGACAACGUCGCCCGCGAGAUCCACAACCGCCUCAUUCCAAUGCUCAAAACCGCCGCUGAAAAUAACAGAACUUUGGAUCUGCAAGACGUUCUCGAACGCUUCGCUUUCGACAACGUCUGCAAGCUCGCCUUCAACGCCGACCCCGCCUGCCUCGGCGGCGACGCCACCGCCGGCGGCGAGUUCAUGCGCGCGUUCGAGACCGCUGCGAACCUCAGCUCCGGCAGGUUCCUCUACGCGGUGCCUCGAUCCUACCUGAUAAAAAAAAUCCUAAAUCUCGGAUCGGAGAAGAAGCUUAGAGAAGCAAUCGCGACGGUGCACGAAUUCGCCGAUCAAAUAAUCAGAUCCAGAAUUGAAAAAAUUACCGAGAAUAAAAUCUUAGAGGAAGACUUGCUAUCGAGAUUCAUAGGCAAGAGCGAGAACAUCUCCGCCGAGUUCCUCAGAGACAUCGUGAUCAGCUUCAUCCUCGCCGGCCGCGACACGACGUCGUCGGCUCUGUCGUGGCUCUUCUGGCUGUUAUCUUCGCGGCGAGAUAUCGAGGUCGAAAUUCUGAAAGAACUGGAAACCAUCCGUCGCCAGAGCGGGAAAUCGAUCGGAGACGGUUACAGCUACGACGAGCUGCGGCGGAUGCAUUACCUGCAGGCGGCGAUCUCGGAGGCGAUGAGGCUGUACCCGCCGGUGCCGAUAGACACCAGAAAUUGCAAAAACGACGACGUAUUGCCCGACGGGACGUUAAUCGGGAAGGAUUGGUUCAUUUCGUAUUCGGCUUACGCGAUGGGGAGAAUGGAGAGCAUUUGGGGGAAAGAUUGUUUGGAGUUUCGGCCCCAACGAUGGAUGGAAAACGGAGUUUGUAAGCAGGAAAGCCAGUUUAAGUACCCGGUGUUUCACGGCGGGCCGAGAAUGUGCCUGGGCAAAGAUUUGGCCUACAUUCAGAUGAAAGCCAUUGCUGCUUCUGUUUUGGAGAGGUUUGAAAUGGAAGUGUUGUUGGAGAAAGGGAGCUGCCCUCAGUAUUUGCUUUCUUUGACUCUCAGGAUUAAAGGAGGAUUGCAUGUCAGAGUUAAGGACAGAGUUUAACGUUGCCAACUAUUCCAAUAUUGGUUUUUAGGCUUUAUAAAAGCUCGUUAACUAGCUA